UAUACUCAUUAGUAUGCUAUUAGUUGUAGCAUCUUACAGAAUACAUAAUCAUUAUCACAGUGAUAAUAGGAAAUGUCAAAGUCUAUCUUUCUAGUUCUUUUUUCUUUUCAGGUUGUCUAUCUAUAUACAUGUAAUACCUGAUUAACUCAAAAUGAUACCUGAUGAAAUAAAGCAGUUGAUAAGUGAAAUGUUUUAUGUAGGAUAUCCUUACAGACUGAUACACUACAUCCUGGAAAAAGAAAAGAACUUUCAGAUUAGUUUCCAAUAUUUACAGCACAAAGUCAUCCCAAGGUUAGGUUUAAAGAGAAGAAACUGCAGAAUUAACAUUGAUACAGCAAUUACAUUGGCAGUGAAAGAAAUCAGGAAUGGUUGUAAUGGAUGUGAAAAUUUACGUCGUUCUUUGAAAAUAAAAUACCAGUUGCAAAUAACAAGGUCUCUUUCCAGAGAACUUGUUAGAAUCUUAGAUGCAGAUGGUAUUAAAAGGCGUAAAGGUAGAAGAUUAAGAAGAAGACAAUACAUAUCCAAGGGUCCUAACUAUAUUUGGCACUUAGAUGGUUAUGACAAACUAAAGCCCUUUGGCAUAUGUAUACAUGGAUGUGUAGAUGGUUUUUCAAGAAAAAUUAUAUGGAUGUGUGCCAGUAUUACCAAUAAAAGACCAGAAGUUGUAGCUGAUUUCUUCCUGAAAGCAGCUGAUAACAUUAAAGCUUUUCCAACCAAGAUCAGAUGUGACCCUGGUACCGAAAAUGGGUUAGCAGCAGCUAUUCAAGUCACUCACACUUCCAAUGAGAAGUCUGUGAUUUAUGGCUCCUCAGUUUUUAAUCAGAGAAUUGAAAGGCAAUGGGGUUGGUUAAGGCAAAGCAAGUCAGACUUUUGGAUCAAUCAUUUCAAAUGCCUUCAAGCAGAUGGCUUAUUGAAUGUUAACAGUCAAAUUCACAAGUGA
Molecule: messenger RNA, 940 nt
Organism: Mytilus californianus (California mussel)
Lineage: Eukaryota; Metazoa; Mollusca; Bivalvia; Mytilida; Mytilidae
Exons: 11
Coding region: 152-940 (262 amino acids)
Source: RefSeq, a predicted model, not a curated record